Molecule: messenger RNA, 1101 nt
Organism: Trichomonas vaginalis G3
Lineage: Eukaryota; Parabasalia; Trichomonadida; Trichomonadidae
Product: protein ubiquitination
Exons: 1
Coding region: 1-1101 (366 amino acids)
Molecular function (GO): protein binding
Source: RefSeq, a predicted model, not a curated record
AUGAAUUCAUUGUACAGACUUAAGACUUUCAAUGACAAUGAAAUCGAAAAAAUUUACAAUGAUAUUAAAUUUAAAUUGAUUGAAACAAACAUAAUAUCACCUUCUCAGAUUUUACCAAUUAUUAAAACUGCUGCAAAAUCCAACAACUACUAUUUCAGGUCGUAUUGGACAUUAUUUAAAAAGGUUAUUGAAGAAUAUCAGCUUAAACAAGCCAAACAUAUUGGAUAUAUUUUCGAUUACUUUGUUUUUAAAGAGUAUGGAUUUUUGUUAGACGAAAAGCACAAAAAGUACAGAUCUUCUUACAAAACAAACAAUUACAGUUUGGAUGUUCACAAUGAAUACACAAUUUUCAGAUCAAUUAUGGAUGAUGACAUAAAGUCAUUCAUAUCUCAUAUUAAACACAAUGAUGAUAAUGUAGUUAUUUCAUGUAGAUCAAAUUUCUAUAUAUCCUAUAAACAUUUAUCAUUACUAGAAUUAUGCUGUUAUUAUGGCUCUGUUAAUUGUUUCAAGUUUUUGAGGGAAGAGUUCAAAUUUGAAAUCAAUCAUAUUUGUUGUCAAUUUUCUUUUUUAGGUGGGAAUCCAGAUAUCAUCGCUGAGUGUGUAAAGAAAUUGGGAUGGGACUUCACAUAUAGGAUAAUGGAACAUGCAAUAAUUUCACAUAACGUUGAUUUUUAUACAUUUUUGAAGAAUGAGUACAAUAUAAAAAUUGUACUAGAAUAUUGCACUAAAUAUAAUAAUCUUCAAGCUUUCAUAAUUAAUUUGGAUCAAACUCGUGAUUAUAAUCAAUGCUUAUUUUAUUCAUACUGUUUUAAUAAUCUGAAUCUGUAUGAAUAUUUACUUAACCAUGGAGCAAAUAUCAAUGCAAAAAAUCGAUGUGAUGAAACAGUCUUACAUGUUGUAACAAAGGAGAAUAAUAAAAAAAUGGUAAAAUAUCUCCUUUCUCAUGGCGCAGACCCUGAUAUUCAAGAUAAAACCCGUUCUACGCCUUUUCAUUAUGCCGUAGAAAAAAAUGAUACAGAAUUAGUAGAAUUGUUUUUUUACAUGGUGCACACGUUGGAUUUUUCGACGAUUUUGGAAAUACACCAAUUCAUAAGUCAAUAG